Molecule: messenger RNA, 1044 nt
Organism: Ornithodoros turicata
Lineage: Eukaryota; Metazoa; Arthropoda; Arachnida; Ixodida; Argasidae
Exons: 3
Coding region: 1-1044 (347 amino acids)
Molecular function (GO): nucleic acid binding
Source: RefSeq, a predicted model, not a curated record
AUGGCAGCGUUCAGACAAGGGAGGUCUAUCGACAACGUGAUCGACGUUGUAUCCAGUGUCCAACAAGCACAGUCGGAAGGACAUCUUACUGUUGCCGCCUUUUUGGAUGUCAUAAAGGCGUAUGAUAGCGUUCUGCACAGUGCAGUUGUUGCUACCCUGCAAGAGUCGGGUGUGGGAUCUCGCAUGGUUUCUUGGGUCCGUGACUUCCUGUCCGGUCGGACGCUGUUCGUGUGCACUGCAUCAGGAGAUACGCCAGCUUUCCCUGUCACCCGUGGAGUGCAACAAGGCGCUCUCAACACCAUCGCGUCUUACCUGGCUGACAGAGGACUCCGUGUGUCCACUUGCAAGACGGUCGCCAUGGCAUUUACUCGGUGGCCCUUCACCAGCUACCCUCUCCAUGUUGCCGGAACCCCGCUUCAAUUUGUGACGCACUGCAAGUACCUUGGCGUGAUCAUUGACAGACAGCUCUCGUCGUCUAAGCACAUAAAGAACCUCUCCAUCAAGACAAGCAGAUCAGUGAACGUCCUACGGCGCAUCUCCGGAGCUUCUUGGGGUCCCACCUGUCGCGUCCUUCGCCAAAUUCACAGAUCCCUCGUGCUCGGGUUCCUGCGGUACAGCAUCCCAGUGCUGCAUGGCCUGCGCACGACUCACGAGCGGGAACUCCUGAGCAUCCAGUCCCGCAGCCUUCGCGCAUGCCUGGGCUUACCCAAGACCACGGAAACUCAUUCGGUACUUGCCGAGGCAAGGGAACCACUUGUUACCACCCUGCGAGAUAGAGAGACCCUCCGCAUUUACACGCGGCUAAUGACUCGGCACCCUAUCCACUACCUCAGGACCAUCGACCACGACAGCCCCGCGUCUGCCUUUGGGUCGUUGAAGGCGUUCCUUGGUGGCCGCCACUUCAGCUGCGACGACGAGGUCAAGAAUGCGGUCCGAUCAUGGCUGCUACGCGCCGGUAAGGAUUUCUACGCUGCUGGCAUCCAAGCCCUCGUGAAACGCUGGGAGAAGUACAUUAGUGGAGCUGGAGAUUACGUUGAAAAAUGA